Molecule: messenger RNA, 3066 nt
Organism: Aspergillus aculeatus ATCC 16872
Lineage: Eukaryota; Fungi; Ascomycota; Eurotiomycetes; Eurotiales; Aspergillaceae
Product: non-ribosomal peptide synthetase
Exons: 1
Coding region: 1-3066 (1021 amino acids)
Source: RefSeq, a predicted model, not a curated record
AUGUUGAACGAAAGCAGGCCUGACCUGAGUCUGGCCCAGCUGCUGGCGCAGAAGGUGCAGCUAUAUGCAGAUGAUAUUGCUCUCGAACAGGAUAAACAUCGCAUUACCUUUCGACAACUGCACGAAAAGGCACUGAGUAUUGUGCUUGAGCUCAAGAGGCUCGGAGUCACAAAAGAGCAACCCAUUGGAAUUCUAAUAUCGAGAGGGAUAAACCAUAUUCUGGCCCAGGUGGCGGUGGUGUAUGCCGGCGCAACCUGUGUUUCUCUGGACAUUGACCUUGCGGAUGACCAUCUCGAACGACUCUUGUUCCAUCUGGGGACCUCUCUAGUAUUAUCGGACAGCUCCAACUCGUAUCGACUACCGAACCUGCAACAUCUGAUUGUCAAUUGGGAACCUGUUGAGCGAGAUGAGGUUGAUCAGCUCGUGGUGUCGGACAAUCCUCCCUCCUGUUGCUCACAUAUUCUCCACACCUCCGGGUCUACCGGCCAGCCCAAGGCCGUGCGAGUCCUCGCAGCCGGACUAAUCAACCUCGUCUUCAACGAAUUUGCCCCAAUUCGUCGGGGUCACCGCGUGGCUCACGUUUGCAAUGUGGGAUUCGACGUAUCGCUGUGGGAGAUAUGGUCUGCGCUCUUGCACGGGGGGACGGUAGUUGUCUUCCAACGAGAGGAGUUCCUGGAUCCCAUCAUUUUUGAACGCCGACUCCAAGUCGACCACAUUGAUGUGAUGUGGCAGACCACUUCUCUGCUCGCCACCAUUGCCCAUACUUGUCCCCAUGCCUAUUCCCAUGUAGAUAGCCUGUUGACAGGUGGAGAGGCUAUCCAUGUCCCCACCAUCCGAACCAUCUUCGCCAAUGGUCCGCCUCGCAAGUUAUUCAACGUCUACGGACCGACGGAGCUGUCAGUCUUCACGACCUACCACCUGGUAACUCCCCAAGACAUCGAGCGCGGGGAGAUCCCUAUUGGGAGAGCCCUCAGCGGGUACGACGCCUUUGUAGUUGACGAGAUUCUCCACACUGUCACUCAAGGAAGCGUGGGAGAGUUGCUAGUGAGUGGCACUGGUGUCGCAGGGGGGUAUGUUGGGCAGCCCGAGAAGACAGCACAGGUGUUUGUGUCUGCUCCUCAUCUCCAUGAGAAUUGUCAGACAGCACCUGGGUUGUUCUACCGAACAGGUGACCUUGUGCGGCGGAAUGAUUCCGGGGAUAUCGUGUAUCUUGGCCGUCGCGACAACGAAGUGAAGAUUCGUGGGCAACGAGUCGACCUUGGUGCCAUCGAAAAGGCUCUGUUGUCGACCCAGCUCGUGGUCCGCGCCGUGGCGCUGAGGAUCACACUAGAUGAGCUGGAUGGAGGAUCCGCCUUGCUCGUCUGCGUGAUCCCAUUUUCUCCAAAGAUUACUGCCAACGCCAUUCGUCAGCUAUACAUCGAACAGGCGCCGCAUCUGAUGGUGCCUCGGGUCCAGGUGGUCGAGAGAAUCGCUCUCACUGGGAGUGGGAAGGUCGAUCGCAAAGCCUUGGCCAGCCACUACCUGCAGAGUCUGGCACAGACAUCAUCGAGGGAGAAUGAAGUCAAUGGCACCAAAAAUGUGGAGGCCAAACUGCGAGCCCUAUGGCAGGAGCUACUGGGCCUUCCCAACGCCACUUUCCACGACGAGGAUGAUUUCUUCAUUCUCGGAGGCACUUCGCUUCACGCGGCACUUCUUGUUUCUCGUCUUCGACGGAUCUUUUGUCGCGAAAUCCGCGUGUCAGUGUUAUUCCAGAAUUCUUCUUUCCGGGGGUUGUGUUCAUUGCUUCGACUCAGCGACACGCCAGCCCUGACGGAGCGCAAACCCUCCGCGCAGGAAGAUUGGCAACGCGACUGUCGCCUGGGACUUGACCUUCGACCCCGAUCACGCUCAAUCCCCGAAUGGCGCAAUUCUUCCGAGGGCAUCGUCUUCCUGACCGGCGCCACAGGAUUUGUAGGAGCCUUCGUCCUGGCUGGACUUCUCGCACUCCCGGAGGUGGAAACGGUGGUGUGUCUGGUGCGCGCCACCGACGCCCAGCACGCCCACCGCCGCAUCCGCAAGUCCCUGUUGAAAUAUAGCCUCAUGCUCACCACUGCUCAAGAGGCACGGAUCAUCGCGAUGGCCGGGGACAUCUCCCAGGAGGAUCUGGGAUUGACCCCGCAGCAGUAUUCGUGGCUCUCGCACUGGACGAGCGUGGUGUUUCAUCUCGGGGCACACGUCAACUUCGUGCAGCCGUACUCAAGCCACCGUGCGGCAAACGUGCUGGGGACGCUGCACAUGAUCCGGUUUGCGAACAGCGGCCGCACCAAGGCGCUGCACUACACGUCGAGCAUCAGCGCGUACGGACCAACAGGUGUGGUGAACGGCCACACGCAUCUGGCGGAAGAGGAGCAGCCCGCCUCACACCUGUCAGCGCUUCCUUUCGCCAUGGGUUAUGCGCAAAGUCAGAUGGUGGCGGAGACCAUCGCCUGGAAUGCGAUCUCCCAGGGUCUACCCAUCACUAUCUACCGUCUCGGGUUCGUGCUGGGGCACAGUGGGACGGGCACGAUGAAUCCGGACGACUUCCUGGCGCGGGUCAUUGCUGCCAGCUUGCAAUGCGGCUGUUAUCCGCUGCUUCCAGGUCAUCGCGAGGAUAUUGUCCCAGUCGACUGGGUGGUGUCGACGCUGUUGCAUAUCGCCUCUAGCUCGGAGCAUGCCCGCCAGGCGUAUAAUGUUGUCCAUCCGACGACCGGUUCGAGUGUAGAGCUCUCGACGAUCUUCACUCUGCUAAAUCAGGUCCGCGGGAAGACGCCCCUGCGUGCUGUUUCUUAUUUCGAAUGGGUCGGGAUCCUGUCGCAGACCCAGGAAAGCCCGCUUCAAUCCCUAAUGCCGUUAUUGGAGGAGGAGGUCUGGGAAGGACGCAGUCUUUGGGAGAUGCAGCAGGGGAUGCCCGAAUUCGGGACGGAGAAUCUGUGUAGAGCCUUAGCUGAUGCUCCGCAGUUGUUGGAAUGUCCCUCGCCUACGUCUCUGGUGGUGCGAUACAGUCCCCACUGGCUGAGGGGUGAUGUCUCGAACGUGUCCUCUAUGUAG